AUGGAUAUUCACAAGCGCGGGCCUACCUCAAUAAACUUGCUUGUCGCCAAGGCGCGAGAACGGAAUAGAGAACGGAACAGAGAACGGAACAGAGAACGGAACAGAGAACGGAACAGAGAACGGAACAGAGAACGGAACAGAGAACGGAACAGAGAACGGAACAGAGAACGGAACAGAGAACAGAACAGAGAACGGAACAGAGAACGGAACAGAGAACGGAACAGAGAACGGAACAGAGAACGGAACAGAGAACGGAACAGAGAACGGAACAGAGAACGGAACAGAGAACGGAACAGAGAA
This is a messenger RNA of Papilio machaon (common yellow swallowtail), 300 nucleotides long. RefSeq names its product RNA-binding protein 25-like. The annotation marks the transcript as partial. NCBI's taxonomy places the organism in Eukaryota, Metazoa, Arthropoda, Insecta, Lepidoptera, Papilionidae. The transcript is spliced from 3 exons. The record is from RefSeq and is a predicted model, not a curated record.